CGCCCCCUCCGCUCUGGAGGGCGCGAAAACCCAAUUGACAAGAAGUCCCUCCGAAGCCAGUCGGUCCGAUUUGCGUUCGGCUUGCUGUCCCCGCUGGGGUCCCAGUCCCGAACGUCAAGCCUAAAGUGCCUGGCCCUGGAGAACCUCGCGGCUUACUGGCCGCGACCUAGGGUCCUGGUUGCCCGCCUUUUUUCACCGUCUCUUCCCGCGUUCGACUCGGCUGAGCCGGGCCCAGCCACUGCGACCGUUCUGGGCGGGUGGGCAGCGGGGAGUCCAAGACGGACCCGGCAUUCCACCUCCUAGUUCUUACGGGAGUCAGCCGCCUCCAUGGCCUCCAGGCAUGCCAGGCUGGGCCGUACAAGGUCCUAGGAGCCGGGAUUCCGGGAAGCAGGGAGCAUGGUGGGGGUCCUGGCCAUGGCGGCGGCAGCUGCUCCCACUGCGGUGAAGGACUACGAGAUUGAGAGAGAGAGGAAGGGAGAAAGAGAGAGAGAAAGACAUCGAUGUGAGAAUGAGAAACAUCAAUCGGUUGCCUCCCAUACACGCCCCAGACCAGGUAUCCAACCUGCAACCUAGGCAUGCAAAAAGCGAAGGAAAGAUGAUGACAGAUCUUCCUGUGAAACAAUUACAAGAUAUUUAUCACCAAUAGGGAAGACUGAAGACAGGGUUUUCUCUCAACCAAAAUCCAGUAAUAUUCUGGAUUAUUUUAGAAAGACUUUACCCGCAAAUGAGAAGGCUCAAUCAGCAAAAGAGUACAAACUAAAGCCAUCUGCACCAUUGCCUGCUGACGUUGGCAAGGACUGUAAAAUACCUUUGGAAAUGUUCUCAAAUGCAGAGUUUAAGAACAGAAGAAAGAGAGUUAAUUUAUCUCAUCAACUAAAUAACAUUAAAACUGAAAAUGAGUCUCCAAUUGAAAUUAGUAGUGAUGAUAGCAAAGAAGACUCUAGUUUAAAUCAUGAUUUUGUGGAGAGUAGUACUUCUGUUUCACUUUACAAGAAACAUGUAGAAAUACAUGCAGAAAGUAUUCAAGAUAUCAGAAACCAGUCAAGCACUAUGACCUCCAAAAAAAAUUCUAAGAAAGUAAAUCCCAAACAAGGGACCACAGAAAAUAGUUGUAAAAAAUUGAGGAAAAGGAAGCUCCGAGAGGUAAUAGACCUAUCUGAAAGUUUAUCCUUGGCAGAAGAACUAAAUCUCCUUGAAAAAGAUGGUAAAGAUAAUAAACAAAGAAUGCCUUCCCUAAUUAAUGAAAUUGAGAGUACUGCAAAUAAUAUAACUGAAACAACCCAGUUAACCGGGAGUACAAUAACUGUCUCGUAUGAGGAAUUUUUAAAAAGUCACAAGGAAAAUAAAGUGGAACAGAUACCAGAUUCUACAAUGUCAAUUUGUAUUCCUUGCAAAACUGUUGAUGAUAGAGUCAGGAGUGGCUAUAUAAGUGAUACAGAAAUCUGUGAAGUCUCCCAACAAGUACGCUUUAAAACAGUUACUGUUCUUGCACAAGUUCACCCCAUUCCCCCCAAAAAGAAAGGGAAAAUACCCUCAAUUUUCUUGAAACAAAAGCAGUUGGAAAUGGAAAAUAGUCUGUCUGAUCCUGAGAAUGAACAGACAAUUCAGAAAAGAAAAUCUAAUGUUGUAAUACAGGAAGAAGAACUAGAAUUGGCAGUAUUGGAAGCUGGAAGUUCUGAAGCUGUGAAAUCAAAAUGUACUCUAGAAGAAAGACAACAAUUUAUGAAAGCAUUUAGGCAGCCAGCAUCAGAUGCACUUAAAAAUGGAGCCAGAAAGUCUGAUAAGCAGAAAGAGCUCACUGAAAAAUCUUCAAAUGAGGAAGGAAGAGACAAUAAUUCAACAAAAAUCAUGGAAAAUCCCAAUAUCCAAGUGGUUUCAAAUAAUGGCAAUUCACAGUCACACACUAAUAAAGGAAGUUUUCCUAAGGAGAGAUGUAAAAAGAUGAAGAAAAAGAAUAAGAAAGUGUUAGAUACUGGUGUUACUUUGGGUGAAAAUAGAGAGGGAAAUACUCGAAAGAAAGAAACAACUUUUUCCUUUAAAGGUAAACAAAAUAAAAAUAGGCUUAGAAUGAGUUUAAGACAAAAGAAAAGAGAAGUUUUCAAAAACAGCCCUUUAUUUAAUAGUGAAAGUCUUGUCUGUGAAGAUACAACAAAUGAUGACCCUCUAAAGAUUUUUUCUCUUCGUAACAGUAAGUCUUCAAGAAAAACUAGCACACCAGUUAAGGAUAAGGUUAUACAUUCUACAGCUGAAACUGAAGACUGCUUGCUAAAUGUUUCUACACCCAGGUUAACCAGAAGAUCUGCAAGUGGUAGUAGGACACCUACUACAAUAAUCAUCAGAGAUACAGAUCAUGGAGAUGCACAAGACAGCCCAGUAAAAGCUUCCACUCCAAAAGCAGCCAACUUCACAGAAAAGCAUAGCUUGUAUACAGCAGAAUUAAUAACAGUAGCCUCUGAUUCAGAGAGUCCUAUUAGAAUGAAAUUUACCAGAAUUAGCAGUCCCCAAAAAUCUAAGAAGAAAUCUAAGAAAAGAACCAAGAAAUCUGAAGCAACUGAUGGAGAUUUUACCUCUCAAACUAAAAAGGCAAGCAAUACUUCAAAAAACGUAUCAAAAGCAAAACAAUUGGUUGAAAAAGCAAAAGCUUUACACAUUAGUAGGUCAAAAGCUGCUGAAGAAAUAAUGACACCCUUAAGGCGUUCAUCUAGACAUCAGAUUCUUCCUGAAAGGAACAAAAUGUCAGGCACAGAAGACUCUGUAAUAAUAAAUUCAAGUUCUACUUCUUUAAAGCAUCCUGAGACAAAUCAGAAGAAACUUCAGUGUCUAAAUGAUGUGCUAGGGAAAAAACCUAACAAGACUCCUAAAAAUAUACCUGGAAAAGUGAAAGUCGCACCUUUAUUUCUUACCCGAAAGGCUCAGAAAACUGCUGAUCCAAUCCUUGGUUUUGAUGAAAGCAGUCAAGAUACAUCUGAAAGAUCUCAGGAUUGUGACGUGCAGCUUAAAGCCAAGCGUGACUUUCUAAUGAGUGGUCUGCCGGAUUUGUUGAAACGACAGAUUGCAAAGAAAUCUGCUGCAUUAGAUGUGUACAAUGCAGUGAGUACCAGUUUCCAGAGAGUUGUUCACGUACAGCAAAAAGAUGAUGAGUGCCAUUUGUGGCAUUUGAAACCACCCACUUGUCCUCUUUUAACUAAACUUAAACAAUUGAAUACUAAACUAGAGGUAGAUCUCUCAAAAUGUGUUAUUGCCCUUGGUGAAUUUUCAACAUUGAAUUCAAAUUUGAAAAGGAAUAAUUCUGCUGUUGUGUUUAUGGAGAGAAGGAAAGAUUUUACUGAAGAAGUAAGAAAUCUUUUACUGGAGGAAAUUAGGUGGUCAAAUCCUGAAUUUUCUUCGAGGAAAUAUUUUCCUUUGCUUCUAAAAAAACGAGCUGAGCACCAAGUACUCUCUGAAUGUCCUUGUAAACAAGAAAUCCUACAGCUAGAGCCCAAUGUCAAUCAAAAAGAAACCAAAAGGAAACGAGUGGAAACUGAAAACCAUAAAUCAAAAAGAAAGAAACCAAAUGAGUACUCAGGAAAUCCAAAAACGAUAAAUGGAAAACCAAAAGAACUUGACAAAAGAAACAAUUCCACUGGAAUAAAGCUAAAUUCUUCCAAAGGUCGAUGUUCUAAAACAUGCAGGAGGAAUCAAACUGCUUUGAGUACCACAUGUAAAGUAGAAACAGAAGCAGCAGGAGAUUCUGAUGUUCUGAUAAUAGAUGAUGACAAAGCAUCUACGUCAGAAAUAUCUUCUAUUCCUGAUUCUGGAACUGAAGACAUGCUUUGGACAGAAAAGUAUCAACCUCAGAACUCCAGUGAACUCAUAGGCAAUGAGCUAGCUAUAAAAAAGUUGCACAGUUGGUUGAAAGACUGGAAAAGAAGAGCUGAAUUGGAAGAAAGACAAAAUUUGAAGGGAAAAAGAGAUGAGAAGCAAGAUUUGUCGGAUAGAAUUGACUUUAAAGGCAGUUCGGAUGAAGAAGAGAAUCGUCUUUGCAAUACUGUCCUUAUAACAGGGCCAACGGGCGUGGGGAAAACUGCUGCAGUGUAUGCUUGUGCUCAGGAGCUCGGGUUCAAGAUAUUUGAAGUAAACGCUUCUUCUCAGCGCAGUGGAAGACAAAUUCUAUCUCAACUAAAGGAAGCUACUCAGUCCCAUCAAGUAGACAAGCAAGGUGUAAAUGCACAAAAACCUUGUUUUUUUAAUAGCUACAACAUAGGCAGGUCACCAAAAAAAUUCAGUUCCCCUAAGAAAGUUAUGACAUCACCAAGGAAGCUUCCUCCACCAUCACCACAAAGUAGUGGACCAAAGCGAGCUCUUCCACCCAAAACUUUGGCAAAUUAUUUUAAAGUGUCUUCCAAGACAAAAAAUAAUGAAGAAAUCGGAGAACUUCUGGAAAAUAAUAAAGGAAUCAAAAAUUUUUUUGAACAAAAACAAAUUAUUCAGACUAAAUCUACAAACACAACUAAUUCAAAUGUGAAAGACUGUGGAGCCGAGGAACCCAACAGGAAAAAUGCAACAUCUCUCAUUCUUUUUGAGGAGGUUGAUGUCAUUUUUGAAGAAGAUGCUGGGUUUUUGAAUGCAAUCAAAACAUUCAUGGCAACAACUAAAAGACCUGUAAUCCUUACUACAAGUGAUCCAGCAUUUAGUUUAAUGUUUGAUGGCUGCUUUGAAGAAAUUAAUUUUAAUACUCCUCCAGUGCUAAAUGUUGCCAGCUAUCUACAGAUGAUCUGCUUAACUGAGAAUUUUAGGACUGAUGUGAAAGACUUUGUAACAUUGUUAACUGCAAACACAUGUGAUAUUAGGAAAAGCAUCCUUUACUUACAAUUUUGGAUUAAAAGUGGAGGUGGAUUCUUAGAAGAAAGGCCAUUAUCCCUUUGUCGAGGAAACAGCAGAAAUGUGCAAUUGAAUUGCUCUGAAGAUGGCCCUAAUUCCAAAAAUAACCCUAAAAAUACUAAAAGGAAUCCUAGAGACCUUCCCAAAUGUGACACUGGCUGUGUUGAUACCUUGUUUGGCCUUAAGAAUAUUUUUUCUCCAUCUGAAGACUUAUUUUCAUUUUUAAAGCACAAAAUCAAAACAAAAGAAGAAUGGCAUAAGCUCAUCCAGCUUCUUACAGAAUUCCAAAUGCAGAGUGUAGAUUUUUUAUAUAGUAAUCUUGAGUUCAUUCUUCCACUACCUGUUGACAUCAUUCCAGAAACAGAAAAGCUUUGUGGUUCGUCAGUAAGCGUGGACACCAGUGUAACAACAAAACAUAUGAACUGCCUUUCUAGGAAACAGGCUGGAGAGAAGCCAUUGAAAAAGUCACAAAAAAAGAAACGUAAGAAAAAGAUGGUAAUUCUUGAUGAUAGUGACUUAUUUGACACCAAAUUGGACUUUUCUGAAUUUCUUUGUCUACACCCUGCAUCUUCUUCCUCAAAUUCAGAAGAAAGCAAAACCAAAGAAAGCAAUUCAGAGACAAAGGAACUAAACAAAUGUUUAGAGUCUAAUAUUGAAUCUAUUCCUUGUCCUCCUAAAACACCAGCAGAAAAAAAAUGUUCUGCCCUUGUUUCCGACUGUUUAAAUUCUCUUACUGAGUUCAUGGAUAACAUGUCCUUCUUAGAUGCCCUUUUAACUGAUGGAGGGGAACGGAAGGAACUUGGUAAAAAUGACUUUAGUUGGACAAAUGGAAAGGUUAAAAGUGGACUUUGCGAUGAGUUUAGUCUUGAAAGCAGUGAUGUGUGGACUUCUCAAAGCUCUGGAGAAUUAAAGGCAGCUGUGGAAGCUCUCAGUUUCACUAAGUGUUCUUCUACUAUCUCAAAAGCGUUGGAAACCUCCUUGAGUUCUUGCAAGAAAUUAGGCAAAGAUCCAACGAAAGACCUUACUUUUUAUGUUUCACAAAAACGCAACGAUGUGUACUUUAGUCAUUCGGCUGCUAAUUUAGACUGUGCUCGGAAGAGGAUAGCAGUCAUUAAAAGUGUAUUUGCUGGCCGAUCUCUUUUGAACCUGGGGAUUAGACAAGCUAGUAUAAUUGAAUACUUGCCAACUCUUCGCAACAUUUGUAGGUCUGAGAAGCUAAAAGAACAAGGAAAAAGUAAAAGAAGGUUCCUGCACUAUCUUGAAGGAAUUCACCUUAACAUUUCAAAAGAGACUGUGAAUACUUUGGCAGCGGGCUUCCCUUAAUAUUCUACCUUAACAGUGCCUUGUACAGAUUACUAUGUGGUCGUUAAUAUACAUUUUUAUACUGGUUUUCCUGGAAGUUUGUAUCUCUUAAUGUACAUUUAAAACAGACUAUUUGUAUAUAUUAGUGUGCAGAUAUUUAAAAUGAAAACAUUUGAGUUACAAAUUGUA
Phyllostomus discolor (pale spear-nosed bat) is the source of this 6351-nucleotide messenger RNA. It is a transcript of the gene ATAD5, whose product is annotated as ATPase family AAA domain containing 5. Gene Ontology annotation, cellular component: nucleus. Bases 817 to 6183 code for a protein of 1788 amino acids. Gene Ontology annotation, molecular function: ATP hydrolysis activity; DNA binding; DNA clamp unloader activity. The transcript is spliced from 24 exons. Lineage: Eukaryota; Metazoa; Chordata; Mammalia; Chiroptera; Phyllostomidae. The record is from RefSeq and is a predicted model, not a curated record.